Molecule: messenger RNA, 716 nt
Organism: Odontomachus brunneus
Lineage: Eukaryota; Metazoa; Arthropoda; Insecta; Hymenoptera; Formicidae
Product: trihelix transcription factor GT-2-like
Exons: 3
Coding region: 186-629 (147 amino acids)
Source: RefSeq, a predicted model, not a curated record
UAGUAAAUAGCGUUCGAACGAGUCAACAUUAUCAGGAAAAUUAUAAAUAUUAAAUUGAAGUUAUAAAAAGUUAUGAGAAAAUAUCAUGUAUUUGUGGAAUAUCCGAAAUAAGAAAUUCAAUUAUUCUAAUCUACAACACAUUUAUUAAAGUUCCACAGAUUUGGCUUGGUCUAUAGUGCUACAGAAUGGCUCAAUCAUUAAAUGAAGUGCAUGAUGCUGUAAAUUACAGAACUCAGUGGACUGAUGCGAUGGUGAAAUUGCUGUUAACUGAAAUAAAUAAGCAUGUAGAAUCUUUUACGAGUCCAGUAAAUAAGCAAGUGUGGAAAAACAUUGCUGCAUCCAUGAAUACUCAUGGUUACAAUUUGUCGGCGGAAAAUUGUCACGUGAAAUGGAUUGGAAUGAAAAACAAAUAUAAAAAUAUAAAAGAUGCAAAUAAUAAAACAGGCGCAGCAAAAGAAACAUGGGAAUAUUAUAAUAUUAUUAACGACAUGUUAAUUAAAAAACCAGAAAUUGCACCGUUAUCUCUAGCAUCAAGUUCACGAGGUUUUAAACUGAAUAAUACUUUAAAUACAUCUGACAGUAUAAAUAUAGAAACAAAUUGUAAUAACUAUAAUGAAGAAAACGCAUAAAAUUUAUUACAUUUCGGAUCAACUAACUUAGCACAGAAGCGAAUAAGUAGAAAAAGAAAAUCCCAAAUACCAUCUUGGGUUGAACAA